This is a messenger RNA of Closterium sp. Naga37s-1, 1110 nucleotides long. The record is from the annotation of a GenBank genome assembly. NCBI's taxonomy places the organism in Eukaryota, Viridiplantae, Streptophyta, Zygnematophyceae, Desmidiales, Closteriaceae.
AUGACUGCCCUGGGGGCCCUAGAGCGGCUGGUGGUAACCAGGUGCACCGCGUUACAAUGGGCGCCGGGGAACGUGGCUCAGAUGCAGGGCUUGAGGGAGCUGAGGCUGGAUGGGUGCAGAACGGUGCUGCUGCCGCCGUCGCUGGCGUGCUUGGGGCGGCUGGAGAGGCUGAUUGUAGUGAGUAAUGGGUGUAGUGGGAGCGGCGUGGGGGCUGGAGUGGAGGUGGGGAUAGGGGGUGAGGUGGGCGAGGGGAUGGGGGUGGACGCAGAUGGUAACAUGAAUGGUGGCAGCAGCAGCGGGAGUGGACACGGUCCAACCGACCCUCCUUCCGCUACCCACGAGCCCUUCUCGUCCUUCCUCCCCUCAACCCCCCUCGCUCUCCCCCCCGGCAUGGGCCAGCUGGCGCAGCUGAGGGAGCUGGAGGUGAGCGGCUUUGACUCCCUCUCCGCCCUGCCGCCCUCCCUCGCCUCCCUCUCCCGCCUCACCCGCCUCUGCCUCACCGGAUCCCUCAAGCUCGCCUCCCUGCCUGACCUCCCUUGUGGUGCCGUUGCUGCUGGUAGCGGCUCUGGCUGCUGUGGUUAUGCCUCCUCCUCGUCCUCCUCCGCCAUAGCCCCUUCUUCCACUGCCCCCAACGGUUCUUUCUUCCUCCACCUCACCAACCUGAGAGACCUGCAGUUAGAUUCCUGCCUCUCCCUCGCCUCUCUCCCCGCCUCCCUCUCCUCUCUCUCCUCCCUCAACCGCCUCCACCUCGCCUUCUGCUCCUCCCUCUCUGCCCUCCCGCCACGCCUCUCCUCCCUCUCCCACCUCCGCUCCCUCAACCUCCAAGAGUGCAUCUCCCUCACCUCCCUCCCCCCCUCCCUCUCCUCUCUCGUUCGCCUGGAAGGGCUUUACCUCAAGGGCUGCAUCCAGCUGAAAAGCCUUCCAUGCGAUAUCGGCUAUUUGCCGAGGCUAAGGGAGUUGGAUUUGAGGGACUGUGAGGGGCUGCUGGCACUGCCGGGGUCAAUCACCCUCCUUACGGGGCUCAAGUGGUUGGAUAUAUUUGGGUGUAGUAGUCUGGAUAAGGACUCGGUUCCCGCGAGGAUAGGCCAAGCCACGAUUUAUCGGAGCUAG